GGGUCGGUGAAGAAAGGAGCUAAAUUUGUGAUGUAAACAUUAGAGUGAGAUGUUUUUGACUGGCUUGGCUAGUUACAGUAACUUCUCUGUAACAGCACAGGGCCUGGCGCUGAUAGCCAGUUAGCGUGAAGCUGCGGAGUUAGCUUAGCUGUAUACAUCAGAAAGCAGAUUUUUUUAUUGAUAUAUUUGAUUUGUAGAUUUUCGUGAAAACACGUGUUUGCGUUUUUAACGCUCUUCGUUCUUCAGUGGUCUGUCCGCCAUCCAGCGCCAUGAGUUUCCUGCUAACUGGUUUUUAUCGACACAAGGGUGCGUCCCAAACCGAACAAAACAACAAGUCGUAUUAGUACAUUGUUAACGGUGUCAUGGCUAUUUUUGACCUACACUUUAGUGUGUAGUGUGCGGUUUGAGACGCAGACUCAGCGCGAUGAAAUAAAAGCCGGCUUGUCUACAUACAAAUGGCGAAUGCUAAAAUAUCACUCUGCAGGACGUUUAUUGCACUACCUGGCGCACAGGACCUAUUAUUCCAAUACCACAUGUAGUGCACAUUCAUAAGGAGUAGUAACCCGAUUGAGAUCAAGCCACUGCCCGGCGUUGUAAGGCGCAUGCGCGAUGCGAGCCGGGCCCUAUUGACACUCCAUCACAGUUGUGUCCAUGUGCUCGCUGGUGAACUCACUUUCUCUCAGCUCAACUAAUCAGUGGCCUUUAAACUGCUGACUCGAGCCGGAUGGGCAACGUGUAGAGCUUAAACCUCUUCAGAAAUGUUUUAGGUACGGCGAUUCUCCAUAUAAAAAUCAAUUCUUGGAGUGAGCACAAUGGCAGUUCAUGGCUUCCAUUGGAGAUGAGGACUUGCGAAACGGGGCAUCAAAGCCAGCCCUUGUUGUCCAAGCAAGAUCUGCCAUUGUGCGUUCGUCCAACAAUCAUGCAUCUUUCGCUCACGUUGAAAGGAAACAGCAUCAUUCUUUAGCCUUGGUUAACCCCGUACCUCGUCCUAAUGUGAAAGUGGUACAUGAGCGGCCUCAUCACUUCUCAGGGAUUUCCUCACAGCGCGCCUCUCCGUCAGUGCCUGCAGGGAUUGUACACACCCAAAGCACAGGUGCCCUUUCUUCUAGCAGCAGUUGUAGGGAUACAAGAGCGCACAGUGCCAUUUCGAAGAGCUCAGUUCAUAUCGGUGAUCCCACUGCUGUGUGUCAGAGCAGUUGCCAUUUAGAGCCAGUUAUUCACGGAUAUCAGUCACACAGGCACCUAAACCCGCUCAGGUUAAGGUCAAGACUUUUAGGAAAAAGAGCUUUUACACCCCCGCUCUCAAUUUAUUCUCAUUGUCCUUCCCCACCCAAGACAUCUUUGCACAAAGCAUCUGUGAUAGUUGAAAAAAGCAUGCCUGUGAAUCAGUCAUACCCAUGGUCAAGGAGCAAGCUUAGAAGCAACAGCAUUGGGGUUUACCGCUCCUCCACUGCCAAGCUGUCUACAGUUGCCAGGAUAGAGACAAAAGAGUUAAAGAAGUCUUGCGAUUUGAUUUAUGGCAAGAGCGAAAGCAAAAAAGACAUAAAGAAACACAGCCAAAGAACAGUGCCUUUAGAGGAUAAAUACACAGAUGUGCCUCCAAACCAUAUUUUAGACUUGUCCGAGUAUGACACGAUUGUUGCUGUGGAUUCAAAAGAGAAUGAGCAUAUAGUGGAAUGCUGCGUGGCACAUGGAGACAGUGAAGCACCUCGGAGAGUGAGGAAAGUCAGCUCUGAGGUCGAGUUCACAGCAGCUGUACGAAAGCUCACUAAAAACAUGGGCAGUGGAUCACCAAAUGGUCUGAGUGGGCCAGCAACAGCCAACUUCAAUUCUCAGUGCAAAAACAGAGAAGUAAAGGCAGGUGCCAAUUCUGCAAUACAAGUUUCUGCAGUCUGCCUUAUUAAUGGGAGUGAAGAGUUUCACAUGGACACGCAUCCUUCCAGUACCCGUUGCCUAGAUGAAAAUUCUCCCUGUGUUCAGAUGACUCAGGACAGUAUAUGUGCCAUUCCAGAUAACAUUGAUCACAGAACGGACUCUAAUCAGUCUCCUACAGUUUACUCAGUAAUGAACAAGAUCUCUGCCAUACAAAUUACAAAAGACUGCUGUUGGCAAACCUCAGAAGAGGACUCAAGCCAAUGUUCUAUGACCGUGGAUGAGGAGAGGCUCCCUGAUACCAGGGGUCAGGUCAACGUGUUACGAGAUGGUGAACAGAAGGAGCUUCCAGAGGAGUUACAGAAUGUUUGCAGUAGCAGUAACGAUGAUGGAUCAGAAUCUGAUACCUCUUCAGCACCCUCUGUUGUGUCGUCAUCCAAUGUUGAGUCCAUGAGUUGUGAAUUGGAGGUUGAUCAGGUGGUGAAGCCAGCACUAGUGCCCAGCCUGUUUCCUUUUAGACCCCCUACAUUAUACUUUAGUGCCGCCAAUGAACAAGUGGAGCUGCUUCCUCUGGAGCAGAGGAGUCUUCUGAAAUGGAAACUAAGUUCUGUCACCCCUAAUGUAGUCAAGAACACAAUCACAAGAUCUCAUUUUAAAAUCACCAAGAACAGUCAUGACUGGCUGGGCUGCUGGGGCCAUCAUAUGAAAUCACCUGGGUUCAAGGCUAUUCGAGAAUACCAGAAGCUGAAUCAUUUUCCAGGGACCUUUCAGAUCGGACGGAAAGACCGUCUGUGGCGGAACCUGUCCAAGAUGCAGAAGCGGUUUGGCAAGCAAGAGUUUGGCUUCUUCCCACGUUCCUUUGUGCUCCCGCAGGACAUGAAACCGCUGAGGAAGGCCUGGGAGGAUGGAGGAAGCCGGCAAAAAUGGAUCAUCAAACCGCCUGCUUCAGCCCGAGGAAUGGGUAUUCAGGUUAUUCACAAGUGGAGUCAAAUGCCACACAAGAGACCACUCCUUGUGCAGAAAUACCUUCACAAGCCCUACCUCAUUAGUGGGAAUAAAUUUGAUCUGCGUAUCUAUGUGUAUGUGACUUCUUAUGACCCACUCCGUGUUUACAUCUUCAACGAUGGACUCGUCCGCUUUGCAAGCUGCAAAUAUUCCUCUUCAAUGAAAAGCCUUAGCAACAAGUUCAUGCACUUGACAAACUACAGUGUGAACAAGAAGAACUCAGAAUAUCAGACCAACAGUGAUGACAAAGCCUGCCAGGGCCAUAAAUGGGCACUGAAGGCGCUCUGGCAUUAUCUGGAGUCAAAAGGAAUAAAUACUACUCUUAUCUGGGACACGAUUAAGGACAUGGUCAUUAAAACUAUCAUUGCGUCAGAUUCAUAUGUAAACACCUUGCUGAAGAUGAAUUUGCGUUCCGCGUACAGCUGCCAUGAGCUGUUUGGAUUUGAUAUCAUGCUGGAUGAGAGCCUGAAACCAUGGGUUCUUGAAGUCAACAUCUCUCCCAGCUUGCACUCCAACAGCGCACUAGACUUGAGCAUUAAGGGCCAGAUGAUCCAAGAUGUGCUGAACCUAGCUGGUUUUGUGCUCCCUAAGAAAGAAGAGAUUAUUCUCUCCAGCAGUAGUAGCUGCAGCUCCACCAGCAGUUUGAACGAAGGAGCAUGGGAGAAAUCUAGAUCUGACUUGACUACUGAUGAGAAAAUGAAACGAGCUUUUUAUCUCACCCAGAACUUUGGUGACCAGGAUUUCUGCUCCACGAUUCUGGAAGUGUUAACCCCUGAUGAUGUGAACGUUCUGGCUGAGAGCGAGGAUGAGCUGAGUCGCCUUGGAGACUUUGAACGCAUCUUCCCUUCUCCUACUACCUCCAGCUACCUCCGUUUCUUCGAGCAGCCUCGCUACCUCAACCUCCUUCUUAAUCAAUGGGAACAGAAAUACAGUCAAAACCGGAGCAAAGGUAUCAUACUGCUGAAAAGUCUUUGUCAGAAAAGGGUACACUUAGGGAAUCUUGCUGACUCUACACAUAAUUGGUCAUCAAAAUCCAAACGUAGACACUGUGCAGACCGCCAGAGCACCUCACUUGCCAAGACAGUGUUUACAAAAUCAUGUGCACGUUUGAGUCGUUGUGUAAGAUCCCAGCUGGAUGAAGAUGAUGAGUGGACUGACCAUGAUGUACAGGCAGUGACCGCCAGUGUUCCAGACAUGUCUGGUGGGAUCAGUGACCCCAAAUUGACAUGUGGCCAACAGCAGACUGCCUCACCAGGACUACCUGUGAGAUAAGUCAUGCACAAGUGAACAUCCAGGACUUCCAAAACAACGCACAAAAAAAUUAAACUUGCACAUUUUUCAUAUUUUGGUAGAGGCUGUUGGGUGUUCUGCUUUAUGAAUAGUUGCUAGAACCAACCUUUUUAUUUUUGCAUAAUUCUCUCCCCUCAAUUUCUGUUAAAUAAGGUUUAGUCCCUCUCUGGAAGUGGAGCUCAUAGUAGACUGGGAAGACUGAUGACUGUUUUAAUCAUAUACCUAUUUCACCACUUCUAAGACUAAAGUUAUCAUCAUCAUCAUCAAAGGACAGAGCAGGAGACAUGUUUGAAUCACAAAGAUACAUACACAUAUGCUGUGUUCAUAUAUGCAAGCUGUUUUGUUGAAAGGAGUCAUGUCUGCAUGCAUGAGCCAAUCAGAUUCCUCUCUUGCUUUGUUUACAUUAUGGAAAGGCCCGCCAUUGAGCCUCUGUACUACUUACAAUUGUUAAUGAAUUUUUCAAAGACAGUUAAGUGUAACAAAAAUAAUAAUAUUCAUUAACUUAUAACGUGUUUCAUUUUAUCCUAAGCAAAUCAAUAUUUGGUGUAGGAUUUUCACAAUAAAAGUAUUUGAAAUAAAUCAA
Molecule: messenger RNA, 4750 nt
Organism: Silurus meridionalis
Lineage: Eukaryota; Metazoa; Chordata; Actinopteri; Siluriformes; Siluridae
Gene: ttll4
Product: tubulin tyrosine ligase-like family, member 4
Exons: 19
Coding region: 823-4149 (1108 amino acids)
Biological process (GO): microtubule cytoskeleton organization; protein polyglutamylation
Cellular component (GO): cilium
Molecular function (GO): tubulin-glutamic acid ligase activity; tubulin binding
Source: RefSeq, a predicted model, not a curated record